AUGGAUGCCGAUUAUGUUUUACCGUGUCGAAAAUUUGCCUUUAGUAUCGGACAUUUUCUCAAUGAUCUUUGUGCAUCUGUUUGGUUUUCAUAUUCAUUGGUGUUUUAUCAUCGGAUAGCGAAAUUCUCAAAUAGUUCAGCAGGCUACUUGAUUUUGAUUGGUCAAGUAGCUGAUGCAAUAUCCACGACAUUUGUUGGUUUAGCUUCGGAUCGAACUAAACAUGGUUUAUGUGGAAAAAGAAAAUCUUGGCAUCUGUUGGGAGUGAUUUGCGUUCUUUGCUCAUUCCCGUUUUGUUUCCGAUUACCGAACGAGACUCUACUGUCGUCGUCAUUUCUUUACUAUACAAUAUUUAUCCUUAUAUUUCAAUUUGGAUGGGCAUGUUCGCAGAUCGGACAUUUAUCCAUGUUAAAUGAAUUAACACCGAAAGAAGAUGAACGAGUAGCAUUGAAUGCUUACCGACAUGCUUGGUCUAUUGCUGCUAAUAUAUUCGUCUAUACAGUGACUUGGCUACUCAUUGACAAUACUCAAGUUAGAGAGAAUAAUCAAAUGAAUGCAAAUGUCUUUCGAAUAUUAACAAAUAUUAUUAUCAUUACUGGAUUUUGUACUUCACUGAUAUUUUAUUUCGGUUCGAAGGAAUUAUUAACUGUAACAAAGAAUUAUCAGUUUUUACCGAUAGUAUCUCGUAGUUGGCGUGAAUUUUUCAUGGAUUCACAGUUUUAUCUGAUUGCAUUGAUUUGGAUGUUAACACGUGUGAUUAGCAAUCUCUCGCAAGUUUAUUUACCAUUGUAUAUCAUGGAUACAACGGAUGCCAGUCAAGUUGAUCGGACUUUAAUUGCAACAGGUCCAUUGUGUGUCUAUGUAACCGGUUUUAUCACAUCGUUUCCAAUGCGAACAGUAAAUCAAUACUUAGGUCGAAAAGUGACAAUGGUUGUCGGACUUGGUGCUAUUCUUUUCUCCUCGUGUCUUUUCUGGUAUAUCUUUUUCUUGAAUGAAAAAUUCGGCAUUUCAAUGCAAUUAAUUAUAUUACUCGGAUCAUUUCUACUCGGCAUUGGGAUUACUACUGCACAAAUAACAUCGAGUGCAUUCACAUCCGAUUUAAUCGGACAAAACACAGAAACAAGCGCAUUUGUCUACGGAACGAUGUCAUUUUUGGACAAACUAGCAAAUGGAUUAGCAAUCGCAUUCAUUCAACAGUAUAACCCUUGCAGUGUCUGUCCAAAUUGUUGUCCGUUGUUUUAUCGACGAAUUCUUUCAUUUCUACCUGGAAUUCUUACGAUUGUAACAUUGUUUGUCUUGACAAGUAUUGGCCGUGGACAUACUCGAGGCGAGAAAAUGCAAUAUUCGAUCAUUUCUCUGUGUAAUCGAUUGGUGCAACGAAGUUUGAAAGUGAUAUUGACAAAAAUUGUUUGA
Messenger RNA from Adineta ricciae, 1410 nucleotides. The record is from the annotation of a GenBank genome assembly. Lineage: Eukaryota; Metazoa; Rotifera; Eurotatoria; Adinetida; Adinetidae.